Penicillium canariense is the source of this 1572-nucleotide messenger RNA. RefSeq names its product RING-H2 finger protein. The record is from RefSeq and is a predicted model, not a curated record. The coding region runs from base 1 to 1572 and encodes 523 amino acids. The transcript is spliced from 4 exons. NCBI's taxonomy places the organism in Eukaryota, Fungi, Ascomycota, Eurotiomycetes, Eurotiales, Aspergillaceae.
AUGGGGCUGUGGUGCUCUCCUCUCUUCAUCUGUCUCAUUGCCGCUGUGCCCGUACUGGCGGAUAUCUCGGUGCUGCCCUCCAACGACACGCAAGAUCUAGCUUGGUCGAGCUCCGCCCGCUUCCGCUUACAGGGUUCCAGUCCACUCAGCGGCCAGUCCCUCGCCCCGUUGACACACUAUCUCGUCAACUUAUCGUCCAGCCAAGUCCAAGCCUUUAACGUCUCGGGCACCGUCACCGAGGUGACUGCCACCAACUCACUAGACUUAAAUAACAGGGAAAUUGCCUGCAUCCCCUGUGACGACUCGUCCGUCAAUUACCCGGGAGAAUUGGGUGUCGACCAGACCGUCCAGAGUGUGAUCACUGCGGGACAGCCCCCUGCGGCCAUCAUUCUCUAUAGUGCAUCGGCGACUCAUUGCAACUUGUCCACGAAUGAUCAGGCCGAGGCAUAUCGCUACAUCUUCACCUUGACGGGUUCUCGUGCUGUCGCCGCCCUGAACCAGACCUUGACGACGGCUCCCAACCGCACGGUUUCCAUUGUCCCAAUGUCGUACCCAACGGCCACCGGUGUGGACACCAGCCCUGGCGGCCCUGGUGGGAGCCCUAAUACUGCGAUGAUUAUCCUGUACAGCAUCACAGGGAUCAUCACCGCCCUCUUCCUGAGCAUCAUCAUCACCGGCGCCGUCCGCGCCCACCGUCAUCCCGAGCGGUAUGGUCCUCGCCGAGCCGCGGGCCGGCCACGGCAAAGUCGAGCAAGAGGUAUCGCCCAAGCCAUGCUGGACACCAUCCCCGUCGUCAAGUUCGGCGACAACAACGUCGCUGCCGCCAAGCGGGAUGUCGAGAUGGCCAACGCGGCUGAUCCCGCCCGGGAGCAUUCUCCUCCCCGCUCGGAGAGCAUUCCCGACGUUGGGCAGACGACUCCGCACGAAUCCGAACUGCCAACCCCCGAACCACCGGUCGCCGACCCGCCCACUAUGACCGCUGCGACCCAGUCGAAUACGGAUGCUGCGCCAGACGGCGGCAACUUCUCAUGCCCUAUCUGUACCGAUGAUUUUAUCAAGGGCCAAGACCUGCGCGUCCUCCCCUGCAACCAUCAGUUCCACCCCGAGUGUAUUGAUCCGUGGCUGGUGAACGUGUCCGGCACAUGUCCCCUCUGCCGCAUCGAUCUCAACCCGCCGAAGACGGAGGUAAAUGCCGAGCACGAUGGUGAGCAUGCCGACCAGCACCACGAAGAGAACCCAGCCGAGGGAUCCCAAAACAACCGCCAUUCCCACCACCGCCUCACCAACUACCUGCACGGCCCCCUCAACGCCCGGCGCAUGCGCAAUGCCACCGUGGAAGAACGCCUCGCCGCCCUCCGCCAUGUCCGCGAGACCAACCAAGGCGAACCCGCCGACGGCGAUGCGGCGGCUCGACCCAACCGCAGCCGCCUCACCGGCCGGCUGCGCGACCGGUUCCGAAUCCGUACGCACGCGCACGGCGACAGCAGCCCGGUCGAAAGCGGGGCGGCAACGCCUACGCUGCCCGCGCCCGCCCAUACCGCUGGCCCGUCGGCCGCGGACUCCCAUGAUUAA